Molecule: messenger RNA, 1074 nt
Organism: Striga hermonthica
Lineage: Eukaryota; Viridiplantae; Streptophyta; Magnoliopsida; Lamiales; Orobanchaceae
Source: the annotation of a GenBank genome assembly
AUGACGGGAGGUUCGAAAUUCGAGGUCUCGAAAUUUAAUGGUCAUGGCAAUUUCGGAUUAUGGCAGACGAAAGUAAAAGAUUUAUUGGCGCAACAAGGAAUUCUGAAAGGGCUGCGCGCAGGAAAGCCUAAGGGGAUGGAAGACGAUGAUUGGCAAGAUCUGCAGGAACGGGCGGCCGGGACGAUUCGGUUGUGCCUCGCAGAUGAAGUUAUGUAUCACCAAAGGUUAUACGGGCUGAAGAUGCAGGAGAGGACCGAUUUAGGGCAACAUGUGAAUAUCUUCAAUCAGGUUGUCACGGAUUUGGCUUCACUCGAAGUCAAGUUUGAAGAUGAAGACAAGGCGAUGAUCUUACUGUGUUCGUUACCUCCUUCUUACGAACAUAUGGUGACUACCCUUACAUAUGGGAAAAAAACGAUCAAGACUGAGGAGAUUACUUCAGCGUUGUUGGCUCACAACCAGCGGAAACAGAAAUCUGGAGAGUCAUCUUCUCAAAGUGACAGCUUAUAUGUGAAGGGUAACCAGGAUCGUGGAAGAAAACAUGGGAGAGAUAAUUCAGGAAAUCGGAAUUUCAGAUCCAAGUCGCGAGACAAAUCGCAAGGAAGAAAAACUGUGACGUGUUAUAAGUGCAAAGAACAAGGGCACUUUAAACGGGAUUGCCCAAAGUGGAAGAAACAGACUGCUGAUAUGUCAUCCAAGUCUGCGAAUGUGGUACAAAAUGAGGAAUCUGAUUGCAGUGAUGGAGAUAUGUUAUCUAUUUCGACUGCGCAAUAUGAUGAUGCUUGGAUUCUCGAUUCUGGAUGUUCAUAUCAUAUAACGCCUAACAGAGAGUGGUUUGCUACUUAUAAACCAGGUAACUCGGGUUCUGUUUUUCUUGGUGAUGAUAGAUGCUGCGGUAUUGUCGGUAUUGGGGAUGUCAAAAUCAAGAUAAAUGGUUUCAUUCCCAAGGCUGAUGAGGAUAGGGAAACCAUUAAGAUUGUGAAGGGUGCCUUGACUGUGAUGAAGGGGAGGAUCACUGCAGGGAACAUUUACAAACUGUUGGGAAGUACAGUUGUAGGUGGAGUCCAUUCGGUUUAG